AUGGCUGACAACAAGAAAAAAUCUGGUCAUAUUGAAAAGGGAAUGCAAUUAGCUAUUAUAAUCGAAGAAGUCGUAAAUGAUAUACUCGUGGUUAUGUUGGAACAUGAUAAGCAAAUAUUCAGAGGCAUUCUAUUAGAUGCAAACAAAAGAAACAUUCCCCCUGGUAUUUGCAGUCCCUUUGGCCUGACAGGCCAGGCUUCAAUGAAAGAUGAGAGCACAGAAACGGAUUGUGGAGAGAUUGAAAGAGACAUCAAACCCAUUGAUGUUCCAGCUUCAGUUUUUAGACACACAUACUUCCAGCAUAAUUCACCAGUCAAAAAUGAAUUCUCAUCAUUACCAAAUGGACCAUUUCCGAGGAUUGGUGGUAACAAGCCUACAAGAAUAAGAUUGCGUCCAAGGCAGACACUUUGUAGUAAUUGUAAAUCUGCAUGCUUAGACUCAAAAAAGGGACCAAUUCCUUUAUCCGCUGCUGUUGCCUCGCACUCACAAUCUCAAAAUUUAAGGCAUGGAACAGCUCUACCUCAUAAUAUAUCAAAAACAUCUGCAGGAAAAUCAGAAUCUAAACAUAUCAGAAAACGACAGAAAGAAGCAGACAAUAUACCAAAACCUGCCAAACUUGUGAAAGUGAUGAAUGAACCACCUAAGUUGUCAAAAACUAGUCCCUUUAUCAAAAUUUCAAUAGGUGAAACCAAUGUGAUGAAUAUACCACCAAGAUUGCAUAAGCCUGGGAAAGGCGAGUUGUCACCGGAGUUGGAAGACAAUAUAACACACAUAAAGUCUCCUGUAGAUGAGGACAGCGAAGAAGUUGAUGAGGAAGUUAUCUUCAACUUCAAGCCUAGUUUAAUGAGGAAGAAGCAAGAAGCUAUUGAAAUGAAAAAGAAAAGGUUAAAUGUUAAUGCUGACAGGAAAAGCAAGAAAAUCAGACAUAAGAACAAAGCUGAUAAAAAUGACUUUGAAAUUACUCAAAAUAUCAUCAUCACAGAAAAUGUUGACAGUGAAGAAGAAAAGGGUGAAGAUGAUGGUAAAUCUAAACGACCAAGGUUGGUGUAUACAAUACACCACAAUAAAGCUAUUUCAGGUUCUGAUAGUUAUUCAAACAGUGGUGACGAGAAUCUUCCUUUGUCAUCGAAUGAUCAUUCUAGUCAAAUUCAAAACUUGGACGGCACUUCUCUUCAAGAGCAAAAUGGUUGUCAUGUGACAGACAAAUCUGGUGCUUGUAAAGAGUAUCAGCUACGCCAAAGAUCUAAGUCAGUUGAAUCCAAUACAGACAAAGAAAUCAACAAGCAUUUAACAAGUGUUCUGAGUGAAGAGACAAAGUCAGUGUCAGAUAGAAGUGAAGCCGGAUCAGCUGGUGCCGAUUCAAGUUCUGAUGCUGACAGUAGCGAAUACGGUGAUGGUCCCCCGGGGGAUGACAACAACGAUUCUCUUAAACCACUCAUGAUGAAAAUUCACACAAACAGUGUUGAAAAGUGCUGUACUCCUGAAGGAAGAACUUUUCAAGUUGAAGACAUUGUUUGGGGGAAAGUUAAGGGCUUUCCCUGGUGGCCAGGAAGAGUGAUGUCAAUCAAUGUCAGUCAAAAAGAUAAUGGUGUUGUCAUAAGACAGGUAGCUCAAGUGGCGUGGUUUGGCUCGUCAACUAUGUCGCAUAUCCAGUGCUCAGACCUGUACCAGUUCUUGGAGGACUUUAAACUGAGGUUUGAUAGGAAGAAGAAAAGUAGGCCAUACAGAAGAGCUAUUCAGCAAGCAACGAUUGCAGCCCAAAGUUAUGAGUCAAAAGAACUGGUUGAAUUGAAAGAUCUUGAUUUUUCAUGUAUUACUUAGUUGUUCAAUGCUAUUUCUACGCAGUGUUUAAAAUGAUAAUGAUAUUGAACCAUUUCAAAUUAAGUCCCAUGAUUCAAGUCUAAAUGAAACUUAUUAAGUAGUACCGGGGUACAAUGUACUUUAUUGCAGGACAGACCUCGGGGUUGUUGUUUUUUCAAGGAUUUUUAUUGUUGAUGCAGUAUUUGGUUACGUUCCCAAUGCCAAAAAGAAUAGGCUUGAUUUUAAAAAUAUUGGAUAAUAAAUCCAAAUCAGAUUCUUAAACAAAAUAGUAAUAAUAAUAAAUUGAAGUUCUAUUUGAAAAACUGAAGUUUAUUUAAGGUUAAGUGAUAAAAUCCACCAGUUUAUUUAAAGAGCCUUUGAAUGUAUUCACUGUCUACAUUGUUAUUUUCAAGUUUGAUCAACUUUGUAAAAACGACUCCAACAUAACCAAUCCCAGGUGUCAAGGUUAUUUUCCCAAACUGUUUUUUUUCACCAUCUUAUUCAAUAACAUAAAAAUUGGAUGGAAAGUAUAAUUUUAAUUAUUGUACUUAUAUACACAUUAUUAACUUAACAUGUUUUGCUCUGAAUCAUUUGAACAUGUAACAAUUACACAGCGAUAUUAAAAAGGCAAAUAUUUCAUGCUUUUGUAAGUUUAAUGUGCAGCUUUUAUUUAUUAAUAAUUCUGUAACAACUAUUUAUGAGCAUAAUUGAAUUUUGAAUGUACGAAAUGUGUUCAGCUGAAAGGUUUUUUGGAGGGGUGGGGGAGGGCCUGGGGUGGGGGUGCUUUUUUGUACUUGACUGUUAUGUAUAUUAUAGAAAUAUGUUUAAUUAAAGUAGUUCUUAAGGUUUCAACUGCCAGAUGUAUUAAUUUGUAUGUAUUAAUACUGGUUUCAAUCUAAACCAAUGAUAUAUUUUACAGUCUUAAGCAUUUAAUGCUAUGUAAACAGAUGGCACAAAUGCAGGUCUCCACAAGGGCAGAAGGGUGCCAUAAAAAAAGGAUGCUGCUGUCGUUGCAGCAUGCAUCCAUAACUCUUAGCUAAAACCCUUUUAAUAGCUAUUAUAUAUAAUACAUUUGAAAGAUACUAGGUAAUGUAAACUAAUAUCAAUGAAUUAUCGUCGCAUUAAAUUUAAUUAUUGAAAUUUAUUGCAAUAGAAGAUUUCACUAUUACUGGAACAUGCAAUUUUGGAGGGAGUUGUUUAGUUUUUCAAUUUUUUAUCAAGAAUUACGGAGAAUACAAUGUCAUGUAGUGUUAAAACAAUCAAUUAUAAAUUUUUUAUAUAUAUUUAUACAUUGUAACGAUUCUCUGGUGCCCAGUUACAUAAAGAUAUAUUUAUUACAUGUUCAUUUAUAUACAAAGCAUUUUUAAAAAAUGUUUCUGAUGUAUUUUGUCGUUGUGGUUGUACAUGUAAGUCUGGUAAUGAACUUUGAUGUAUUUAUUUAAUUUUUAAAAAAAGCCCAGCUACAAUACUGUAUCAUAAAAAGGAAAUAAAUAGAAAUACCUUUA
This is a messenger RNA of Mya arenaria, 3305 nucleotides long. Its product is annotated as PWWP domain-containing protein 2A-like. The coding region runs from base 1 to 1821 and encodes 606 amino acids. Gene Ontology annotation, molecular function: chromatin binding. The record is from RefSeq and is a predicted model, not a curated record. Lineage: Eukaryota; Metazoa; Mollusca; Bivalvia; Myida; Myidae. Gene Ontology annotation, cellular component: nucleus; chromocenter. The transcript has 2 exons.